Egretta garzetta (little egret) is the source of this 2149-nucleotide messenger RNA. It is a transcript of the gene P2RY6, whose product is annotated as pyrimidinergic receptor P2Y6. Gene Ontology annotation, cellular component: plasma membrane. The transcript is spliced from 2 exons. The coding region runs from base 136 to 1131 and encodes 331 amino acids. The record is from RefSeq and is a predicted model, not a curated record. Gene Ontology annotation, biological process: cellular response to pyrimidine ribonucleotide; phospholipase C-activating G protein-coupled receptor signaling pathway. Gene Ontology annotation, molecular function: G protein-coupled ADP receptor activity; G protein-coupled UDP receptor activity; G protein-coupled UTP receptor activity. Lineage: Eukaryota; Metazoa; Chordata; Aves; Pelecaniformes; Ardeidae.
CCCAGGCGCUGGGCAGAACAGCGGGUCCCAGCACCCUGCGGCACCCCCUGGCACCCCCUGGCACCCCGUUGGCACCCCAGAAGGUGCUGCUGAGUGGCCACAGCAGCACAGGACAUCAACAGGGGGACCACCACCAUGGCCAACUCGACGGCCUCCAUGGAGGCUGGGAGGAACUCAUGCACUUUCCACGAAGAGUUCAAGCAGGUUCUGCUGCCCGUGGUCUACUCAGUGGUGUUCAUGGUGGGGUUGCCCUUGAACGCCGUGGUCAUUGGGCAGAUCUGGGUGGCCCGUAAGGCACUCAGCCGCACCACGAUCUACAUGCUGAACCUGGCCACGGCCGACCUGCUCUAUGUCUGCUCCCUCCCGCUUCUCAUCUACAACUACACCCAGAAGGAUUAUUGGCCUUUUGGGGACUUCACCUGCAAAUUUGUCCGCUUCCAGUUCUACACCAACCUACAUGGCAGUAUCCUCUUCCUCACCUGCAUCAGCUUCCAGCGGUACCUGGGCAUCUGCCACCCCUUGGCCUCGUGGCACAAGAAGAAGGGGAAGAAGCUGACGUGGCUGGUGUGCGCUGCGGUAUGGUUCAUCGUCAUCGCCCAGUGCCUGCCCACCUUCAUCUUUGCUUCCACCGGCACCCAAAGGAACCGCACCGUCUGCUACGACCUGAGCCCACCGGAUCGCUCCGCUGCCUACUUCCCAUAUGGCAUCACCCUCACCGUCACUGGCUUCCUGCUGCCCUUUGUGGCCAUCCUCACCUGCUACUACAGCAUGGCCCGGAUCCUGUGCCAGAAGGAUGAGCUGAUCGGCUUGGCGGUGCACAAGAGGAAGGACAAAGCCGUGCGUAUGAUCAUCAUCGUGGUCAUCGUCUUCUCCAUCAGCUUCUUCCCCUUCCACCUCACCAAGACCAUCUACCUGAUCGUCCGUUCCUCACCCAGCCUGCCCUGCCCAGCUCUGCAGGCGUUUGCCAUCGCCUACAAGUGCACGCGUCCCUUCGCCAGCAUGAACAGCGUCCUUGACCCCAUCCUCUUCUACUUCACCCAGCGCAAGUUUCGCGAGAGCACCCGUUACCUCCUCGACAAGAUGAGCUCCAAGUGGCGACAUGACCACUGUAUUACCUACGGCUCUAGGUGAGGAUGAGGGACACCUCAGUGUCACUGGGACUGGGCAUGGAGCAAUUUUGACUUUAAGCUACACAGAGCGAGAUGGCUUCAGCUGGGGAUGUGCUGGAGGAUGGGAGGAUGGCGUGUCCCGAGCUUUCAGCACUUUCAUUUCAUCUCCAGCCUGCAGCAGCACAGUAUUAACCCCAUCAAGGCACAGAUCUGGUGUCCUCUCUCUGGCUCGGUUGCUUGGUUUGAGCAGACUAGCACCAUGUUUCCUUGGUGGCCAAGCCACUGAUGCAAUGAAAACCUCUGGUGGGACCAUGGAGAACGCAGUGGGAUCAUGGAGGGGACAGUCCCUGGCUCGGGGCGAGCUGCUGGGGGGAUGAUUUCUCCCUCUUCUCGUUUAAAGCUUCCCUGAUGGGGCCAUGUGAAGGCUGGGGAGGGUUUGGCUCAGCUCGUGCCUGUCUGGGGAACAUGGAGUUGUUUCUCCAGCUCACGAUCAGUGUCAUGGACAAGUUUUGGGCUAACACUGGGGCAUUGCUAUCCCCCAGGCCCCAGAAUGGGGCCAGAUCGGUAAAAGACAUGGGCCCACUGGUACUACUGGUACUGCAAAGUGGUGGGAGAGCAUCCUUGGCCAGACUGGGAGCUGGGAAGGGGGACGUGAGGGCAACUGGGAUACCCAUGCUGGAUUUCCCACCCAAGUGAUGACCAUGGGCUGGCUUAGACACAAGUCAGCAAUGUUGUCACCUGCCUGGGGACCUACAGCAUCACCCGGGUCCAGCUCCCUGCUUAGCCCUGCACCCCAAAUCUGGCCCAUCCCGGCAUCCUGCUGUCAUCUCCUAACCAGGACCCACCAAAAUCAGAGCCAGCGUACCCGGACGCGAUGCCAGGAAUCAGGAAAACCCAUGCCACCAAGCUAUUUGGUGUCCUUGGUCGUGUCAUCGCACGGCCCCCCAUUGGCUUGGCCUCUCCAUCACCCCCACGCUGGGUUGGGGCCUUGAGCUUUGCUCCCUGCAGCCUCCCGGCCAAGGAGGGAUUUGCUUACAUGG